UUCCUGGAGGUGGGGCGUCGGGAUCCGGAAACACCUGAGCUGUUGCGGGUCAUCUGUAUCUUUAUCUUGAACGCCCAGGAGGUGUUUUUCCUGGCUGGAUCUGGUGUCCAGGGUCUGAGGUGUCUUUUCUCUAGGUCUCCUUGGGCAAUCGGAGGCUGCCGCAACCUGGGCCGAGCCGCCUGGUGCCCUCUCGUGGGGCCCCCCAUUUGCUCGGGCCAUGCCCACGGCCGCCGCUCCCAUCAUCAGCUCGGUCCAGAAGCUGGUUCUGUAUGAGACCAGAGCUAGAUACUUUCUGGUUGGGAGCAAUCAUGCAGAAACAAAAUACCGUGUUUUGAAAAUUGAUAGAACAGAACCAAAAGAUUUGGUCAUAAUUGAUGAUAAGCAUGUGUAUUCUCCACAAGAAGUGAGAGAACUUCUUGGCCGCUUGGAUCUAGGAAAUAGAACAAAGAUGGGACAGAAAGGUUCCUCUGGGCUAUUUCGAGCUGUUUCUGCUUUUGGUGUUGUAGGUUUCGUCAGGUUUUUAGAAGGCUAUUACAUUGUGUUAAUAACUAAGAGGAGGAAGAUGGCGGAUAUUGGAGGUCAUGCAAUAUAUAAGAUUGAAGAUACAAAUAUGAUCUAUAUACCCAAUGACUCUGUACGAAUUACUCAUCCUGAUGAAGCUAGGUAUUUACGAAUAUUUCAGAAUGUGGACCUGUCUAGCAAUUUUUACUUUAGUUACAGCUAUGAUUUGUCCCACUCACUUCAAUAUAAUCUCACUGUCUUGCGAAUGCCCCUGGAGAUGUUAAAGUCAGAAACGACCCAGACUCGCCAGGAGAGUUUCGACAUCUUUGAAGAUGAAGGAUUAAUUACACAAGGUGGAAGCGGCGUAUUUGGGAUCUGUAGUGAGCCUUACAUGAAGUAUGUGUGGAAUGGUGAACUUCUGGAUAUAAUUAAAAAUACUGUGCAUCGUGACUGGCUGUUGUAUAUUAUUCAUGGAUUCUGUGGACAGUCGAAGCUGUUGAUCUAUGGACGACCAGUGUAUGUCACCCUCAUAGCUAGAAGAUCCAGUAAGUUUGCUGGGACCCGUUUUCUCAAGAGAGGUGCAAACUGCGAGGGUGAUGUUGCUAAUGAAGUGGAGACUGAGCAAAUACUCUGCGAUGCUUCUGUGAUGUCUUUUACUGCAGGAAGUUACUCUUCUUAUGUGCAAGUUAGAGGAUCAGUUCCUUUAUACUGGUCUCAGGACAUUUCAACCAUGAUGCCUAAACCACCUAUUACAUUGGAUCAGGCAGAUCCAUUUGCACACGUGGCUGCCCUUCACUUUGAUCAGAUGCUUCAGAGGUUUGGCUCCCCCAUCAUCAUCCUGAAUUUAGUGAAGGAACGAGAGAAAAGAAAGCAUGAGAGAAUUCUCAGUGAAGAACUCGUAGCUGCUGUGACGUACCUCAACCAGUUUUUGCCUCCUGAGCACACUAUUAUUUACAUCCCUUGGGACAUGGCCAAGUACACCAAAAGCAAGCUGUGUAAUGUUCUUGACCGACUAAACGUGAUCGCAGAAAGUGUGGUGAAGAAAACAGGUUUCUUUGUAAACCGCCCCGAUUCUUACUGUAGCAUUUUGCGGCCAGAUGAAAAGUGGAAUGACCUAGGAGGAUUUGUGAUUCCCACUGGUCGCCUGCAGACUGGUGUUCUUCGAACCAACUGCGUGGACUGUUUAGAUCGCACCAACACAGCACAGUUCAUGGUGGGAAAAUGUGCUCUGGCUUAUCAGCUCUAUUCCUUGGGAUUGAUUGACAAACCUAAUCUGCAGUUUGAUACAGAUGCAGUCAGGUUAUUUGAGGAACUCUAUGAAGAUCAUGGGGAUACCUUGUCCCUUCAAUAUGGUGGUUCUCAACUUGUUCAUCGUGUAAAAACCUACAGAAAGAUAGCGCCGUGGACCCAGCACUCAAAAGACAUCAUGCAGACCCUGUCUAGAUAUUACAGCAAUGCUUUUUCAGAUGCUGAUAGACAAGAUUCCAUUAAUCUCUUCUUGGGAGUUUUCCAUCCCAUGGAAGGGAAACCUCAUCUCUGGGAACUCCCAACAGAUUUUUAUUUGCAUCAUAAAAACACCAUGAGACUUUUACCAACAAGAAGUUAUACUUACUGGUGGACACCAGAGAUAAUAAAACAUUUACCGCUGCCUUAUGAUGAAGUUAUCUGUGCUGCGAACUUAAAGAAGUUGAUGGUGAAGAAAUUUCACAAAUACGAAGAAGAGAUUGACAUCCACAACGAGUUCUUCCGACCAUACGAAUUGAGUAGUUUUGAUGACACCUUUUGCUUAGCUAUGACAAGUUCAGCACGUGACUUUAUGCCUAAGACUGUUGGCAUUGAUCCAAGUCCAUUUACUGUGCGUAAACCAGAUGAAACCGGAAAAUCAGUAUUGGGAAACAAAAGCAAUAGAGAAGAAGCUGUGUUACAGCGGAAGACAGCAGCCAGCGCCCCGCCACCCCCCAGCGAGGAGGCUGUGUCCAGCAGCUCUGAGGAUGACUCGGGGACCGAUCGGGAAGAGGAGGGCUCUGUGUCACAGCGCUCCACUCCAGUGAAGAUGACCGACACGGGCGACAGUGCCAAAGUGACCGAGAAUGUAGUCCAGCCCAUGAAAGAGGUAUAUGGAAUUAACCUCUCGGAUGGCCUCUCAGAAGAAGAUCUCUCCAUUUAUUCGAGAUUUGUUCAGCUGGGUCAGCGUCAACAUCAACAAGACAAGAGCAGCCAGCAGCUCUGUUCCAGGUGCCCAGAUGGAGUUAUAAAAUUGUAAGUACUCGAUUAGACC
Messenger RNA from Hipposideros armiger (great roundleaf bat), 2779 nucleotides. RefSeq names its product FIG4 phosphoinositide 5-phosphatase (gene FIG4). Gene Ontology annotation, molecular function: phosphatidylinositol-3,5-bisphosphate 5-phosphatase activity. The coding region runs from base 218 to 2764 and encodes 848 amino acids. Gene Ontology annotation, cellular component: intracellular membrane-bounded organelle. Gene Ontology annotation, biological process: phosphatidylinositol dephosphorylation. NCBI's taxonomy places the organism in Eukaryota, Metazoa, Chordata, Mammalia, Chiroptera, Hipposideridae. The transcript is spliced from 22 exons. The record is from RefSeq and is a predicted model, not a curated record.